Messenger RNA from Myxocyprinus asiaticus (Chinese sucker), 1069 nucleotides. It is a transcript of the gene dhfr, whose product is annotated as dihydrofolate reductase. The coding region runs from base 101 to 673 and encodes 190 amino acids. Lineage: Eukaryota; Metazoa; Chordata; Actinopteri; Cypriniformes; Catostomidae. Gene Ontology annotation, molecular function: dihydrofolate reductase activity; NADP binding. Gene Ontology annotation, biological process: tetrahydrofolate biosynthetic process; glycine biosynthetic process; folic acid metabolic process. Gene Ontology annotation, cellular component: mitochondrion. The record is from RefSeq and is a predicted model, not a curated record. The transcript is spliced from 6 exons.
AGCCCCAAACGUUCGACGUAGUAGCGUUCGUACAUUCGCUGGCGGGAGGAAGACACUUCUGUGGCUGCGCUGUGACUUAUAAUUUGUUUUCUGGAGAGUUAUGUCUCGACUACUCAACUGUAUUGUAGCAGUUUGUCCCGAUAUGGGAAUAGGGAAAAAUGGAAAUCUACCGUGGCACCCAAUAAGACUAAGUAAUGAAUUCAAGCACUUUCAGAGGAUGACAAUGACCCCUGCAGUUGAGGGUAAAAAGAAUGUGGUCCUUAUGGGCAGAAAGACAUGGUUCUCUAUUCCUGCAUCAAACCGACCCCUGAAGAACAGAAUUAACAUAGUUCUUAGCAGAGAGCUUAAGACAGCCCCAGAUGGAGCUCACUAUCUUGCUUCAGACUUCAGUUCAGCUCUUCAUCUGUUGGAUAGCCCUGAGCUUGAAAAGCAAGUUGACCAACUCUGGAUAAUUGGUGGCAGUGCUCUAUACAAGGAGGUGAUGGAGAGCUCGAGUCCCAGUCGUCUUUUUGUAACACGGGUCCUCAAGCAGUAUGACUGUGACACAUUUAUUCCUGAUAUCAACUUGAAUAAGUACAAGCUCCUGCCCGAGUUCCCAGGUGUACCCAUAGAUUUGCAGGAGGAGAAUGGCGUUCAGUAUGUUUUUGAAGUGUAUGAGAGCACUGACCACUAAAAAGUGAUUUUAAGGUUGGAGACAUGUCCCACGCGUUGUGCUUGUACUCUGACACAUUGCGUGGUGGCACUUUUAUGGGAUACCCACGUUUGAAUCUGGCUAGUAAAAUUUCCUGAUCUCAUCCCUCUUCUUCAUUUUUCAUGUUAUCUCUCCACUUUCCUAUCAAUAAAAGUGGUAAAAGCCAUAAAAAAAUAAAAUAAAAAUAGUACCCAAAAAUGAAAAUUCUGUCAUAAAUUUCUUUCUUCAGUGCAGCACAGAAUUAGAUGCUUGGUAUAGGGCUGCACAAUUAAUCAAAAUUAAAAUUGUGAAAUUGUGAUAUGACUGUGAUUAUUAAACCACAAAGGGCUGCGAUUUACUUAAAUAAAUAGUCUGCUUGCACUGCUCGCUUUUAAAGUU